Molecule: messenger RNA, 419 nt
Organism: Closterium sp. NIES-67
Lineage: Eukaryota; Viridiplantae; Streptophyta; Zygnematophyceae; Desmidiales; Closteriaceae
Source: the annotation of a GenBank genome assembly
ACUUUGCGCCAUGUCGCACGACGAUCACAGCCGAAGAAACAGCGCGCCUAUUCAUCUCGGCUGUCGUUCGCCUGCAUGGUAUCCCUGUGGCGAUCAUCAGCGACAGAGACCCAAAAUUCACCUCGUGCUAUUAGCAAGACACGUGGAACCGAUAUGGCACCAGCCUACAAUUCUCAUCCACCUAUCACCCGCAAACCGAUGGUCAGACAGAACGGACAGAUCAGACCAUGGAACAGUUGAUUCACACGAACUGGCUGGAUACUCGCAAGUGGGAAGAUUCGCUACCGAUGCUCAAGUUUUACUACAACAACGCACCCUCCGCCAUAACCAAUCAUUUGCCAUUUUCCCUAAAUUACGGGAUGGAUCCGAUGAAACCCAUUUCCACCAACGCUGAAAGUCAAGUCCCUCAAUCGCAGCAG